UAUGGAUAAAGAAUUUUAAUGUUGUUAAUGUUAACAAGAGUUUAAUUUACACGAUAGAAGUCCGCAUGUCCUUCCAUCCUGUGGUCAUUCAAUAUGUUAGUUAUGCGUAACUCAAUAUUUCUCAUCGCAAUUAAAGUUGGUUUGCAAUGAAGACAAGUAUAUUCAAUUACUAUUUAAAUUAAGCAUUGAAUGUCAAGUUGAUAGAGAAUUCAAAUUCUUUCCAAUUAAUCAAAGCAUUAUAGUCUUAUUGAAAAAAAAUAGGACUGUUCAAAGAUCUCAUACCUAUGUAACUCCAGAAGAUGCUAUUCCUAGAAUAUCAGUUGAAGAUGUUAGUGAAUUUUCAGGAGAAACCCAAUUAAAUAUCCACCUUAAUAAGAAUAUCUCUCAAUCACAUUCAUGCGAAAUAUUGCCUAUAAAAGAUAACUAAGGAGAUUUAUGUCCAAUUCAUUCAAAACCAUUAGAAUUAGUUUGUUAAGAAGAUGGAGAAUAUAUAUGUGUUAAUUGUGCUCUAUUUGGAAAUCAUAAGUUUCACAAUUACAAGCCUAUUGAUAUCUACGUCAAAGAAAUGGAAUAAACAUUUUAUGAUAUUACUACUAUAUAUGAGGUUGUUAAAGAAAUGAGUUCUAAAAUUGAUUCAAAAACUUAUGUUUCAGAAUUUGAAAACAAAAUACUCUAGUCUAAAGAUUCUAAAUUAUAAUCUAUAGAUAUCAAGUUUGAUGAACUAUUUAAUGAAUUAAAUUUUAUUAAAGAAGAAUUCAAAUCUAAAAUUUCUAAUAAUUACAAUCUCUUAUAUGAUGAUAACAAGAGAAAAAUUGAAUCAGAGUUUACUCAACUUAAAGAUCAAGCAGAUAAAUGGCUAUCAUAUACUGGUAAUUAAUUGAAUGAUUUCUUUGUUGAAAAAAGUUAAAAUCAAAAACUAAAAAUGGAUGCUAAAGAAUUAGGCAAUAGUAAAGAACAUGGCUCAUAAUUAAUUACCAAAAUCUAAAACUAAUUUUCUUAAAUUGACAUUCUUGUCAAAUUAAUCUCUGAUUAAUAACACUUUUUUAUUCCUAUUGAAAACAUCAAAAAUCAAUUUCCUCAUGAAAAUAAACUACAAGAUUAAUUAUUAUUAUUGGAUAAAGAAGAUAAAUUAACAGAAUCAGAUAUAAUCUAUUAGGAUUUCAAAGAUGAAAAAUUCACUCAAUCCAUGUAAAAUUCCUAAUAACCUACACAACCAGCAUCUCCUCAAUAUAAUGUUGCAAAAUCUAACUUUUUUAGCUAAUCAACACCAGGAUAAUUCUAAAGAAAAGAUAGAAGUGUCACUUUGUUAUAAACUGAACCUUCUGAAAUCACUGCUCCAAACACUAACAGAAAUAAGUUAUCAUCAUCCAAAUUUGUAAAAGUCUAAAAAUUCAACAAAGAUCCAAAAAUUCAUGAUAAAAUUAUUAAUACUCUUGCCAUGUUUGAAAAAUUUGAAAUGAU
Messenger RNA from Paramecium sonneborni, 1461 nucleotides. NCBI's taxonomy places the organism in Eukaryota, Ciliophora, Oligohymenophorea, Peniculida, Parameciidae. The record is from the annotation of a GenBank genome assembly.